Molecule: messenger RNA, 1185 nt
Organism: Copidosoma floridanum
Lineage: Eukaryota; Metazoa; Arthropoda; Insecta; Hymenoptera; Encyrtidae
Product: zinc finger protein 525-like
Source: RefSeq, a predicted model, not a curated record
AUGAUGCAUGCUCGUAUCCAUACAGGCGAAAGGCCCCAUAAAUGUGAAAUAUGCGGCAAAUCUUUCCGUCUACUAUUUUACUUAACACAGCAUACACGAAUCCAUACACUUGAAAAGCCAUAUAAAUGUGAAAUCUGCGACAAAUCAUUUACUCAAGCCAUUACUUUAAAAAGGCAUAUUCGUAUCCAUACAGGCGAAAGACCGUUUUCAUGUAAAGUCUGUAAAAAAUCUUUCACUCAAAACUGUAAUUUAAUAUUUCAUACUCGUAUCCAUACAGGCGAGAGGCCCUAUGAAUGUGAAAUAUGUGGCAGAUCUUUUACUCAUAGCUCUACUUUAAAAUCGCAUACUUAUACCCACACAGGUGAAAAGCCACACAAAUGUCAAAUCUGCGGCAAAUCUUUUUCUCAAACUCAUACCCUGAAAGUACAUACUUUUAUCCAUACAGGCGAAAAACCUUAUUCAUGUGAUAUCUGCAACAAAUCGUUUCAGCGAGCAUAUCAAUUAAAAACGCAUAAUCAAGUUCAUACAGGGGAGAAGUUAUAUAAAUGUAGAAUUUGUGGAAAAUCAUUUUCUCAUACAGGGACCCUAGUAAAGCAUACUCGCAUACAUACAGGUGAAAAGCCUUACAAAUGUGAUAUUUGCAACAGAUCUUUCAAUCAAAUAUCUUAUUUAAGAGCCCAUAUAGCAAUCCAUACACUUGAAAAGCAAUAUAAAUGUGAAAUCUGUGACAGAUCUUUUUCUCAAUCAUAUUAUUUAUCGACACACACUCGUAUUCAUACAGGCGAAAAGCCGUACAAAUGUAAAAUCUGCGACAAAUCCUUUGCUUAUAGUUCUAAUCUAAGAAAACAUACUUUGGUCCAUGACAAAAUCAACCAAUGCUUUAAAUGCGACUAUUGCGGCAAGUCUUUUACUGAUAAAAACAAGAUUAUAAGGCACCUACAUACUCACAUAGAAAAAUCAUGUGAUCGCAAAAUCUGUGGUGAAUCUCUUUUUGACAAAUGUAAUCUGAAAUCUCAUAGUCUAGUUCAUAACAGCGAUCGACUCUAUAGAUGCCACGAAUGCGGUAAAUUUUUUACUGAAAAACAUAAUCUCAUACAUCAUACGCGGACACAUACUAGCGGAAGUAUAAUUUAACAAUCUUUUGGAUGGUUAAUGUUAAAUUUUUCAAAAAUUUCAUCUUUUUGA